AAAGAAGAGAGAACACUGGGAUCACACAGAGAUCUUAGCCAAUAGACUUUUGAGCUACUCGAGGCAUUUCCAUGGCGGCGACGAUAGCUGUUUUUACCGGUGGUCUGAAAGUGAAGGCUGGAGUUCUCGCCGUUCAAAUCUCAUCGCUUCCUCUCCGCCGCGAAUUCCCUCGUUACUUGUCGUCUUCCUCGAGGAGGACAGUAGCGGCAAUCUCCUCGUCUCUUCGAGUCUCCGCCGUAUAUAACCAUCAGCAGCGUAAUCGAAGCUCUUGGCCUCGAGUUGCUACUUUCUGUACGGCGGCUCCAGAUGCCGGCACGACGGUUUCAGCGGAUGAAUCGGAGAAGAAGAGCGAAUCUCAGAAGGAAGAGGAGAAUGUGAAGGAGACGGCGAAUCUGUUAGAUAUAAAAGUAGGACGAAUUGUGAAAGCUUGGCAACACGAAGAAGCUGAUUCUCUGUAUGUUGAAGAAGUCGACAUCGGUGAAGCUGAGCCCAGAAUCAUCUGCAGUGGUCUCGUCAAAUAUGUUCCUCUUGAUCUCCUUCAGGGUGCAUCAGUGGUGGUGCUGGCUAAUCUGAAGCCGAGGAAUAUGAGAGGGGUUAAGUCAUGUGGUAUGCUUUUAGCUGCAUCUGACGCAGCUCAUGAAAAUGUUGAGCUUCUUGUUCCACCAGAAGGCUCUGUUCCUGGAGAUAGAGUUUGGUUUGGUAACGAAGAAGAUCUCGAGCAGCUUCCUGAACCUGCACCUCCUAAUAAGGUUCAAAAGAAGAAGAUGUGGGAAUUGGUGCAACCACUUUUGAAGACAGAUGCGUCUGGUGUUUCAAUGCUUAAGGAGCAUUUGAUGCGGACAUCUUCUGGUCUUGUUACUUCCAAGUCUUUAAGAAAUGCCAACAUUUCUUGAUUUCUGUUAAAAGCUAUUUUGUGAUGUUGUUUUGACACAAGAGAGAAAGAACAAACCGCUAAGGCGAUUUUUUUCAUUGCAAUCAAACUGAUGUUUUUGUUGAUUCAUCAAAGUAAGGUUAUUACGAAUCAAAAAUAACUUUAAAAGGUACAAAACAAAUCUCGAAAUCGAAUGUUUCCUCUUCGCCGGUGGUUUUCUCGGAGAUCAAGCAAAGACAGAGAAGAUAUCACCAUUGAUGUAAUUGUUGUCCACUAAGCUUACCAAAUAGUAGCUGUUCUUCACCU
This is a messenger RNA of Arabidopsis thaliana (thale cress), 1177 nucleotides long. RefSeq names its product Nucleic acid-binding, OB-fold-like protein. The transcript is spliced from 3 exons. Gene Ontology annotation, molecular function: RNA binding; tRNA binding. Lineage: Eukaryota; Viridiplantae; Streptophyta; Magnoliopsida; Brassicales; Brassicaceae. The coding region runs from base 72 to 893 and encodes 273 amino acids. The record is from RefSeq and is marked reviewed.